Molecule: messenger RNA, 773 nt
Organism: Amoebophrya sp. A25
Lineage: Eukaryota; Dinophyceae; Syndiniales; Amoebophryaceae
Source: the annotation of a GenBank genome assembly
CAAAAGUUGCUGGCUUUAAUUUCAAUACUCGGCAGAGCCCAGCCAGCAACAGAGCAGAUGAAACAGGAGGAGUUCCUCUGGGCAUUCUCUUAGAAAGCCAUACUGCAGUUCCAGCACCCGGAACCGCCGUAAUUGGCACGUCUGCUCCAGUAAAAACCCUAACAACUACACCGCCUCUAUCGGGUAGCCUCGUGCCGAAUUUUUUCGAUUGUGUUGGCCACGGUUGGAAGCGACACGUGAUGGUUGAAAAACUGUCGGUAUUAGUCCAGACUUUCGAUUCGAUUACGCGUCAUUACCAUUGCGUUCUGCAGAAGACCUUUGCCGUUGCCCGUUUGGGAAUCUUCCUCGAAGAUGACUUAGGCAUCGCGAAAGAUAUAUUCCACUACUUUCGUGGAAUUGAGACCUUGAUCGAGAAGUACGAAGAAACCGCUGUCUGGUGUGCUUCAGGUUGGAAUGACAACGGAAUGAAGAAAAACGUGCACGAUCCGAGACGCCUAUUCCGCACGGACUUCUUUCCGGGACUCGGUACUUUGUGAAGAACAAGAAUUUUGGAGUUGGACGAGAGGCAUCCAUGAUAUUCAUGUUCAGUUUUUGACUUUGGAUCCUCUAAUUCUCUCGCUGCAACCUCCAUGUUGAAAGACAAGUCCAAUGCACUAAGAGGGCUCUAGUACAGUAUCAAUACCGACGAAUUAAUUAUUCAAAUUGAUUCUCAUAUCCCGACUGCUCGGUGAAAUUUUUCUUCAGGUUGGAUGACAAGUCGUCGCAUAGCAGAG